CAGGCCUUCCAUCUGUUUUUCUUUUUCUCCUGCAAGACAAAACUCAGCGCAAACACACCGAGGCGACGACUUUACUGUGACGUCAUCAUCGUGCGCCCCAUCUCCUGUUUAUCCACCGUCAUUCGUUGCUGGCAGUCCUGGGCCUUUUGGAUAACGAGUCUCCGAGCCUCUUAUCUGUGCAGUGUGUGGGGGUGAGUGGGUCUCCGCCUUCACCUGCUGUGGUCGAACGAUUUAGGUCCAACGAACCGAGCUCGAACCCGAACAUCAUGGACACCGGUGGCGACACCAGCGAGGAGGCGACGGGCUCCUCCACCAUGUCUGCGGCGCAGCGGAGGGCAGAGAUGCGGAGGAGGAAACUGCUCCUGAACUCCGAGGACAGGCUCAACAGAAUCGUGGGCUUCGCCAAAAACGGUUCCGACAACAACGGAGCUUCCCGGCGUCCUGCAGAGCCUCGUUUCCAUCUUGACCUCGACAGGACGGAGCCGUGGUCCCCGUCCUCGUCUUCUCAGAGGCCGUCUCCCUUCCUGCCAGAAUCGUCGGCGCUCAGCAGCCUGUCUCACACCGCCACUCCAGAGAGGAGGGGCUCGCCUCUGCCGGACUGCAGCGAGCCGCCGCCGGCCGUGGAGGAUGACGUGGGCGCUCUCAGGCAGAGACUGAAGGGGGAGCGGGCGCCGUCGGACAACAUCAGCGGCUCCCCGCGCAGGGGCCUCCAGAACUACCUGUCUCGCUUCGAUGACGCCAUGAAACUUCGGGGUCAGCUGGCCAGCGAGAAGCCGACUCAGGACGGCGGCGUUGAAACGGAGGAGUUCGAUCCCUUCAGAGUCUUCAGGCUCGUCGGCAGCAUCCUUCUCGCCGUGUUUGUCAGGAUGUUUGUCUGCAAGUAUCUGUCAAUAUUUGCUCCUUUCCUGACCCUUGAACUGGCGUACAUGGGAUUAUCCAAAUACUUUCCAAAAGUUGAGAAGAAGACCAAGACCACCGUGCUGACCGCCGCCCUGCUGCUGUCGGGCAUCCCCGCCGAGGUCAUCAACCGCUCCAUGGACACCUACCGGAGGAUGGGGGACGUCUUCUCCGACCUCUGCCUGUACUUCUUCACCUUCGUCCUUUGUCAUGAGCUCUUGUUGCUCUGCGGCUCAGAGACUCCUUAACUCAUAAGGAGCCCCGUUAGCCCUCUUGUUGCCCCCUUCUUUUGUCCCACAUCAUCAAGGCUUCAUUGUCUGCUCCCUCUGGUGGUGGCGUUUGUUGUUGUCGACAUUCUGGAGACGGAUCCCUCGCCGCCUUAUAUUGAGGGUCAGACGUGUUGGUAGUUUUUACGCUGAAGAUGAGGAGUUUUUUUUUGUUUUGUGUCUUGGGGGUUUGUGCAAACAUUUGCAAUAUUUGUUGCACUUAUUAUUUAUUUGAAUUUUCCCGACAGCCUGAAUUUAAAUCUGAAGAAUCGAAUCUAUUUCUGGAACAAACAUUGGAGCAGCCACUUUCAUUUAGCAAACAAACGGGGAUUUUUAUGUUCCACCUAAACACCUGACAGGCUCAGCUUUUUCAUUUACUUUGUGGCAAAAAAAGAAAUAAAAUGAUGAAUCCAGCAUCAUUUUUAGACAUCAGUUCCCUCCCAAAACAUUUUAUGUUUUACUUUUCUGUCUUCAACACUAUUUUUCACCUUCAGAAACAUUGUUUACACAUUUUUUUAAAUGACAAAUGUAUUUGUUAUUUGAAAAAAAGAAUAAGCUUGAAUUAAAAAAAAAUGCACAUUUGAAAUUCUUGCAGAAACUCAAAUGCAGGUUGUUGUUUUUUUCCAGUUAGUUUCUGACUGUUGGUGUCCAGGCCGAUGGUUUUAAACUCGGAUUCACUGCAGGUUUGACAUCAUCUGCAUCUUUGUGAAAUAGCUCUGAAAGCAUUUUCACUCUCUUUUUUAAUACAAUUAUAAAUAGAUUGCAUCACUACGAGGCUUUGUUGUGACAAGAUUCCGUGCAGCCUCUGACACCAGCUUCUCGUCUGCUCUGUGACUUUUCCGUUUUGAAUCGAGAACCAUCGGAAAACCCUAAAGAAGAGAAAGUGGAGAAGGUGGUUCAAUUCAGGAGAAUACACAUGUGUGGAGUCCUCUUUGAGCUCGUCACACCUCCUGAGCUUUUUUAGUGUGUGGAGAUCUACUGGUUCAGUCUGGAGGGAUGUUGCUGCUUCAGUCGGGCAUCUCAUGAACUUGAACUCUCUGUUACCUGAUGGAUGGAAAGUAUUUGUCUGAAUGGCGGUGCUUUAAUGUCCUCGCUAUUCUGCUGUCCAGUAUCCAGGGGUCCACCUCCAUGAUGACCAGUGUGUGUUUUGUUGGAUUCUCAAGAAGCAUUUAUAGAAAUGUGUAUAAACUCAAAGUUGUGUUAAGAUUUAGACCUAAAUCUUCCGUUGUGUAGUGAGAGGGAGUUUUGUGAGCAUAUUUGUGUUUGGUUUUUUUUGUGACAUGUUCUGCUUUGCUGCGAGACUCAAAGUUUUUAUAAAGCGCUUGCAGCACGUUUCUCCAGGGUCAUGUCAAGCCUCAAACUCUACUAGAACUUCAAAUAAGUUAAUUUAUUGUUGUGUGUGUUUAUUUUCCUGUAAAUGAAUCUGUGAAUUAAAUAAAUAAAACAUCAAGGCUGAUUGUAAUAUUGUGUCCGCUCUGAUGCGGUUGGUUCAUACCAAAUAAAAACUGUGUUUAAAAUACA
Molecule: messenger RNA, 2684 nt
Organism: Oryzias latipes (Japanese medaka)
Lineage: Eukaryota; Metazoa; Chordata; Actinopteri; Beloniformes; Adrianichthyidae
Gene: camlg
Product: calcium modulating ligand
Biological process (GO): tail-anchored membrane protein insertion into ER membrane
Cellular component (GO): GET complex
Source: RefSeq, a predicted model, not a curated record